CAGGUCUCGGGCCCCCAGGCGGAGCGGCGGGCGCCGGACCCCCAGGCGGAGCGGACAGGUCUCGGGCCCCCAGGCGGAGCGGCGGGCGCCAGACCCCCAGGCGGAGCGACAGGUCUCGGGCCCCCAGGCGGAGCGGCGGCGCCGGACCCCCAGGCGGAGCGGCGGGCGCCUCGGGCCCCCAGGCGGAGCGGCGGGUCGCCGGGCCCCCAGGCGGAGUGGCGGUGGGCGCCAGACCCCCAGGCGGAGCGGCGGGCACCGUCACGGGCCCCGACAGGCGGGCGGCGAGUCAACCGGCAUGACCCCAGGCGGAGGAUCGCUGGGCGGACAGCGGGCACGCCCAGGCGGGUCAUUUGGCUCGGCGGGGCACCGCGUCAUCAGGCACGCAGUGGGCUCCGAGUCAACUGGCAUGACCGCUGGCACUGGGUCAGACAUUGGAUCGUCUGGCUGGAC
Messenger RNA from Staurois parvus, 450 nucleotides. The record is from the annotation of a GenBank genome assembly. Lineage: Eukaryota; Metazoa; Chordata; Amphibia; Anura; Ranidae.